This is a messenger RNA of Rosa rugosa (rugosa rose), 2721 nucleotides long. RefSeq names its product GLABROUS1 enhancer-binding protein-like. Gene Ontology annotation, cellular component: nucleus. The record is from RefSeq and is a predicted model, not a curated record. NCBI's taxonomy places the organism in Eukaryota, Viridiplantae, Streptophyta, Magnoliopsida, Rosales, Rosaceae. The coding region runs from base 158 to 1177 and encodes 339 amino acids. Gene Ontology annotation, biological process: regulation of DNA-templated transcription. The transcript has a single exon.
GUGAGAUUUCAAAAAUGAGUUCUCUAGGAAAUAGCAAACUCAAAGAUCAAAGGAAGCAGAAAAGUCCCAACUACCAUUAUACUCUUGAGACUUCUCUACCUCUCUCCCAAUUCUCUCUCUCUCUCUGUAGAAAACCCCCAAGUCUCUGUGUUUCUGCAUGGCACCUAAGCGCCCCUCCAAUGCAAUGAACAAUCCCCAGUCGUCGGAGGAGGAGGAGGAGGACGAGGAACCGUCGUCGUCGGAAUAUAAAACAGCCUCUGAAUCCGACUCCGAAACUGAGUCCGACUCCGGCUCCGUCGGGGAGACAGGAGUGGCCAAUGCCAAGCCUAUUGCUUCCAAGCACGUGGAGAAGGUUACGCCGCCGCCCAAGGCCACCAAGCCCCCCGCUAGUCAGGCGGCAGCGAAACCCGGUACCAAGCGGCCCGGCGGCGAGAGUGAGUUGAUUAAGGAGUCCAAGAAGGCUAAGAAGAAGAAGAAGGGAAAUGAUGAAGAGGACUUGAAGAAGACCAAGAAGAGGAAGGGAAAUGAUGAAGAGGAUUUGAAGAAGGCCAAGAGGAAGGGGAUUGAUAAAGAGGACGAUGGUGUAGAAGAGGAGUUGGAGAAACCCAAACAGCUGUUCCAGAGGGUUUGGAGCGAGGAAGAUGAGAUCGUUUUGCUUAAAGGCAUGAAUGAGUACACUAUGGAGAAAAGGUUGGACCCUAGUGCAGAUGUGAAUGCAUUUCUUAACUUCAUCAAAGACAAGUUGAAGUUGAAUGUUAGCAAGAGCCAGUUACAGGACAAAAUUCGCAGAAUGAAGAAGAAGUUUGAGAACAUUGUGAACAACAAGUACAAACCGACCAAUCCUCAUGAAUGGACGGCUUUCGAGUUGUCGAAGAAUGUGUGGGGAGAUGGUGAAGAUCUAGCUGGGAAGGUGGAACAGCUCAAGUCUAGCGGGAAUGAUCAGAAUAUGUUGAGGGACGUUCUUGGGUUUGAUAACGGUUUCAAAGAGCUUCUGUUGUCGGAAACUAUUGUGAACCAAGGUCUGGAGUGGAUUGGGGAAUCAAACUGUGCUGAGCUGCUAAAGGAUAGGUGGAACAAACUGCAUGUUGCUGAAUUGGAGCUUUUUGUUAUGAAGGCUGAGCUUAUGAGAGAUCAGGCCAAGUUGAUAUUGGAGGCCCUUAAGUCAUCAAAUCAUUAGAAUGGUGGUAAGGAUAACUCUGUAAGGGAAGAUGAUCAUAAUUUGACUUUUGUUUGUGGAAUCCAUGGUGGGUAGGCAUAAUCGAUCCUAGGUCUAGAAAGCUUGAUUGUACUUUUUGUUUUGUUCGUGGAUUUCUACUUCUACUUUAGGGUUGAAGAAGUAAAAAUAUAUUAGGCCAUGUAUUUAAAUUCCCUAUGUCUAUUUUGACCAUGAAAUGAUGAUCGAAUCUUUUAUCAAUUUCCUGCACUUUUCUAAGUCCCUGACUUUAUUUUUACAUGCUUGUUUCCUGUCAAUUCCUAGCUCUAAAUUACCAGUCAUAGCUCCAAAUCCACCAAAUUCUGAUGGAAAGUUGCAAUGUAAUCCUGCACUCCAACCAAAAGGUAUGAGGACUGUUUCGUUAAAGAUUGACAUUUUGAUAUAAUUGCAUAAUAUAAAGUUUGGGAGAGGUGUAAACAUGAUAUAUGUGGAACUUUGAAGUAAUUUACAUUUUUGAUGUUUGAUCUCCAUUGUUCUCGUUUGCCCACUUCCUCAUGCAAAGCCUUAAGAUGUAAGCCAGAGUAUUUAGUUCUUGCUGUUCACAAUUUUAGUACAUUCCGACAUUGCCUGAGAACUUUUGGGAUAAGUGGUGUGGUAAAUAAGCACAUGGUCAUUAUCUUUGUAUGUAGAAUUGAUGUGUUCAAGUUCAACCCAUGGGUAUAAUGGUAUUAAAGCUGGUUUACCAUACUGAUGGUUAGAUUUGUCUCUCCUGCCCGUGGAGAGGAGGGGACAAGAAUAUCUAGAUUUUUAACCUGGUGUUGGGAGGGGGUGUGAGUAAAGUCCCUCAUUGUCUGGGAACUUUUGGGAAUAAUUGGGAUGUGUAGUAUAUUGAAUAAAAACAGAACACCUUCAGUAAUUAUCUCUUCUCUAAAUCUUAUGAUAAGGUUGACUGGAAUUUAAGUGAGCAGGUACUUUAUGAAAUCUGACUUCCUCCAUCACUUACCAAACUGAUCAUGAGUUGCAUAACCUCUAUUAGUUAUCAAAUCAUUGUUAAUGGAGAGCUAUCUGAGUCUUUUACUAGUGGUAGAGGUCUAUGACAAGGAGAUCCUCUUUCUCCUUCUAUGUUUCUGUUGUGCAUGGAAAAAUUGUCACCCUUAAAUCUCUUCUGCUGUGGAAGUGGGGCAAUGGAAGCCUUUCCCUUCAUUCCAACCUGGUCCUUUUUCGGGCUUCCCAAUUGUUUGUUGCAGGUGAUUUAUAUAUUGUUAUUCUCUGAAGCAAGUGUUAAGCAUGCUAGGGUUCUGAAGAAAUUCCUGGAUAUAUUUGGUGCUUUAUUUGGACAAAGAGUGAAUUUUGAGAAGUCACUUGUGUACUGCUAUCCUAACAUCAAUAGCUCUCUUGCUUCUGAAAUAAGCUCUGUCAAAAGGCAUAGGCAAGCUGAGAUUUCAGCAAGCGGAUCAAGGGCUUUGGUCUCUGAUUUCUCCAUCCUAUGAAAAAACCUCAAAAUUACUCAAGCACAUGGACUACUGUGGUCUUUGGCUCUCAUCUGUUGAAACAAGGUUUAAAAUGGA